Molecule: messenger RNA, 1182 nt
Organism: Xylaria bambusicola
Lineage: Eukaryota; Fungi; Ascomycota; Sordariomycetes; Xylariales; Xylariaceae
Product: SYF2 splicing factor-domain-containing protein
Exons: 1
Coding region: 121-1062 (313 amino acids)
Cellular component (GO): Prp19 complex; post-mRNA release spliceosomal complex; catalytic step 2 spliceosome
Source: RefSeq, a predicted model, not a curated record
GCCCAUUCAGCAUCCCAGUCGCUUCUACUUUAUACCUACACGUACCUAACCACCUUACGCAACUCUUGACCAUCAAAUCAUCAAACCAUCAUUAAACCGUUUUGUCAUACCAUAACAAGUAUGCCGCCCGCUAAGAGAAGAAAGACGGCGCCGGCGUCAGAGGAAGUCAGCGAAGAACCCAUGCACUCGACUGCAGAUACCGAAACAAAAGCUCCCGAAGGCGACCACACGGAAGAUACCAGCCGUGUUGCAGAUGAGCCCGAGAACACCACAUCGGAUGCUAGCAGUGCGCCGUUGUCAAGCACAGGGCCUGACGCAUCUUCUAAAGCGAAAGAUAGAAUGGCGCGGUUCCGUGCUCUCCAAGCACGCGCGAAGACCUCAUCGGAUCAGAACCUUAAAGAAGCUGCCAAAGAAUCACAAAGGCUGGCUACAGAUCCCUCAGCACUGACAGCACUGCACCGCCGUCGUGACAUUGCCGCCUUCAAACUGCUGAAGGCUGAGACGGAGGAAGAAGGCGAGGACUUCGAGCGCAAACGAGCAUGGGACUGGACCGCAGAGGAAAGCGAGAAAUGGGACAAGCGCUUGAAGAAGAAGGCGGCACACCGAGAUAACAACGCUUUCAAAGACUACACUGCUGAGAGCAGCAAGGUCUACAAGCGCCAGCUGCAGAACAUAGACCCGGAUAUGGAGCGUUACGAGAAGGACAAGAUGAAAGCCAUAGAGAAGGCUGCGGCGUCGGGAGGGUUAGAGAUCAUCGAAAGGGAGGACGGCGAGCUCAUUGCCGUAGACAAGGACGGAAGCUUCUACUCGACCGCCGACACAACCAACUUCCACGAGAACAAGCCUGAUAAGGCUGCUAUAGACCGCUUAGUGGAUGACCUGAAGAAGGCUGAUGACGCGCGGAUGCGGAAGAGGAAGGAGCGCAUGGCGCGGAAUGGCGAUGAAGGCGAUGUCACGUACAUCAACGAGAAGAACAAACAGUUCAACCAAAAGCUGUCGCGCUUCUAUAACAAGUACACGGCUGAGAUCAGGGAUAGUUUCGAGCGUGGAACAAGGAUAUGAGACCAUAGACUACGGCGGAGUUGGUGGGAAGAUGGUGUGUGUUCUCAGCGUAAUACAUUUCAAAAGUAUAACAUUAUGAAUGGCGUAUGGAGGAGCUAUGGUACAGUCUAUAUGUCAUAU